Molecule: messenger RNA, 1919 nt
Organism: Homarus americanus (American lobster)
Lineage: Eukaryota; Metazoa; Arthropoda; Malacostraca; Decapoda; Nephropidae
Product: facilitated trehalose transporter Tret1-like
Exons: 10
Coding region: 92-1549 (485 amino acids)
Biological process (GO): carbohydrate transport; transmembrane transport
Cellular component (GO): membrane
Molecular function (GO): sugar transmembrane transporter activity
Source: RefSeq, a predicted model, not a curated record
UUCGUUAACCAGUGACUCAGUUGACCAGAGACGACGGACAUUGGCGGCUGGCUGAGUAACAAAGUAACAGUGAGUACCUGACAUAUUCAUCAUGGGCGACAUUGGAAGGUCUACGUCAGAGUUGCUGGAGAGGAACAAGGAGCCUUCACACCUCACCCAGUACAUUGCUGCCAUCUCAGUCACUCUGGGAGCACUCAGUUUCGGCACCAAUUUGGGCUACACCUCCGACGCCAGCCCUCAACUUAUGGACAAUUCCACCAACUCUUCCCUAGUUAUCACUAUGGAACAAAACAACUGGUUCUCCUCCACCUUUAACUUGGGAGCUCUUAUAGGAGGGCUCCUGGGUGGGAUGUGUGUCAAUACCCUGGGAAGGAGAGGCACGAUGCUUGCUUCUGUGUUGCCCUUCUUGGGUUCCUGGAUGAUUAUAGCCUUCGCCCAGAACUUCGCCAUGUUGGUGUGUGGACGAGUUCUUGCCGGUCUGUGUGCUGGGGUAACCUGUAUCGCUGUGCCCACGUAUAUAGGGGAGUUUGCCUCGCCAGACAUCAGAGGAACAUUAGGUACGGGCUUCCAGUUGAUGGUUGUGGUUGGGCUGGAGUACGCCUAUGUGUUCGGAGCUGUCAUGACCACCUGGAGGGGCAUGGCUCUGGUCUGUGCCAUCCCUCCCGUCAUAUAUCUCUUCUUGGUCUUCUUCACCAAGGAAUCCCCUACUUAUCUUCUCUCCAAAGGGAAAGAUAAAGAAGCAAAAGAAGCGCUACAGUACUUCAGAGGAAAACAUUACGACGUGGAACCAGAGAUGCAACUGAUGAGGAAGACGCAAGAGGAGGCUCGACAGAACACAGUCUCCCUGAGCGACCUUAAAAAACCUUACAUCCUGAAGCCUCUCCUCAUCUCCUGCACCCUUAUGGUCUUUCAGCAGCUGUCGGGUGUUAAUGCUGUUCUCUUUAACUUGUCUUUAAUAUUUGAGGAGGCUGGGUCGGGUCUGCCAGAUGAUGUGAGUUCCAUCAUCGUGGGUCUGGUGCAGGUGGUGGUCACAGCCAUCUCCGGGAUACUCAUGGACAAGGCUGGCAGGAAAGUCCUUCUCAUCAUCUCUGCGGCUGCCAUGAUAGUCUCACUAGUGGCUCUUGAUGUGUAUUUCUACGAGAAGUUUCUGAAUGAGGAGAGAGCGGUGGAGACCUUAAGCUGGCUGCCACUGACUUGCCUCAUCAUUUUCAUAACCGCUUUCUCUAUAGGCUUUGGCCCCAUCCCUUGGCUUAUGAUGGGUGAACUCUUCUCGCUGAACGUGCGUGGUCCAGCAAGCAGUCUAGCCACCAUGGUCAACUGGACGAUGGCAUUCCUUGUCACGCUCCUCUUCCAGCCAUUACAGGAAGCAAUUGGACCUUAUGGCAUCUAUUGGCUUUUCGCUGGGUUCUGCGCUAUCAGCCUCUUAUUCUGUAUCCUGGUGGUGCCGGAGACGAAGGGCAAGACACUACAGGAGAUAACCAGACACUUCGGAGGUCCAGUCACCACGGAGGACGCGACGAAAAAACAGGAAGAACUUAGUCGAUUUUAAAAGCUCUUAUGGCCUAUCGUCACCACACCUCAGGCAUUUGACAAGAAGCUGUGUCAAAAUGAGAGGUGUUUCCCCAGGUUCUUGGGGAAGCACAUUUUCAGUAUUAUGUGAUACUCCUGUGCUAUUGGAUAUUUUGUGCUACUCACUUCCUGUAAAACUUGGCUCCAUCCAUUAUCACCCAUUUUCAUUUACAGUACAGUACCCACUCCAAAUGGCAGCGUAAAAGUCAAAACUGAAUUUUUAAGUUACCCAAAAUCUUGUAGCUGCAAUCAAAAAAUAUAUGUCUAACCCAGGGAAACAAUUAUCUUAUCGAAAUGUAUUGAAGCUAAUGUAAUCACAAUUGUAAUCUAAUAAAGAAAAAAAUAUCACA